AUGGUUCUUAAGGAGCAAAGUCUCAUUAACCAGUCUUCUCUGGAAGAGUUUCUUCUCAUGGAUUUCUCAGAUGUUCGAGAACUGCAGCUUCUACACUUCAUGGUAUUCCUGGUUUGGUACCUGGUAGCUGCAACAGGGAACCUACUCAUCAUCUCUGCUGUAGCCUGGGACCACCACUUGCACACCCCCAUGUACUUCUUUCUGAUAAAUUUGGCCAUACAGGACAUUGGACAAAUUUCAGUGAUUAUCCCCAAAUCUAUAUUUAAUUAUCUCUUAAAUACCAGACACAUUUCAUAUUUUGGAUGUGUUGCUCAAGUCCUUCUGUUUGUCUUCUUUUUAGCGUCUGAUUUCUCCCUUCUUACAGUCAUGGCAUAUGAUCGCUAUGUUGCCAUUUGCAAUCCAUUACAAUAUGAAAAAGUGAUGAAUAAACAAGCCUGCAUUCAUAUGGUUAUUGUUGUAUGGAUUUUCAGCUUUUUCUAUGGAGUGUUACACACUGGAGGCACCUUUGCAUCACCCUUUUGUUCCAACGUUAUCAAUCAAUUUUUCUGUGAGAUCCCACAGUUACUAAAGCUUGCCUGCUCUGACUUGUAUUUGAUUGAAAUUGGUGUUCUUUCCUUCAGUGCCACAGUUGGCUUAGGCUGCUUUGUUUUCAUUGUCGUGACUUAUGUGCACAUCUUCAAUGCAGUGCUGAAAAUCCCUUCAGUGCAGGGGAGGCAAAAAGCUUUCUCAACCUGCCUUCCCCACCUCAUUGUUGUCUCCGUAUUUUUAUCCACUGGAUAUUUUGCUUACCUCAAGCCCACCUCUACUUCCCCCUCCCACCUGGGUUUGGCCCUAACCAUGAUGUAUUCCAUGGUCCCACCUUUGAUGAAUCCAGUAAUCUACAGCAUGAGAAACAAGGAGAUAAAACAUGCUCUGUCAAAACUACUGGGCUUGAGAUACUCUCCUUGGAAUACCUUCUCCAUUCUUGGUCUGCAAAGAUGA
Messenger RNA from Elgaria multicarinata webbii, 981 nucleotides. Its product is annotated as olfactory receptor 14A16-like. Gene Ontology annotation, cellular component: membrane. Gene Ontology annotation, molecular function: odorant binding; G protein-coupled receptor activity; olfactory receptor activity. Gene Ontology annotation, biological process: G protein-coupled receptor signaling pathway. NCBI's taxonomy places the organism in Eukaryota, Metazoa, Chordata, Lepidosauria, Squamata, Anguidae. The transcript has a single exon. The record is from RefSeq and is a predicted model, not a curated record. The coding region runs from base 1 to 981 and encodes 326 amino acids.